This is a messenger RNA of Cyphellophora europaea CBS 101466, 1533 nucleotides long. RefSeq lists its product as uncharacterized. Lineage: Eukaryota; Fungi; Ascomycota; Eurotiomycetes; Chaetothyriales; Cyphellophoraceae. Gene Ontology annotation, biological process: transmembrane transport. Gene Ontology annotation, cellular component: membrane. Gene Ontology annotation, molecular function: transmembrane transporter activity. The record is from RefSeq and is a predicted model, not a curated record. Bases 1 to 1533 code for a protein of 510 amino acids. The transcript has a single exon.
AUGGGCAAAGGCACCGGUAAAGACAUUGAAGCUGCCGCCGAGCGCACGGUCUCCAUCAGCGCCGGCAGUGAAAAGAAGAUCGUUGCGUCCCGAGAUAUCGAUGAAGCGUUGAAAUUUCUUGAAGCCAAUGCCGGCACGAUCAAUCUCGAGGAUGUAGACGAGAAGAAGUUGAUGCGGAAAGUCGACUGGAUGUUGAUGCCGCUGAUGUUUCUCUGCUACUACUUGCAGUAUUCGGACAAGACACUGAUCAACUAUGCCGCUGUCAUGGGCAUCAUCGAAGACACCAAUCUGCCACCAAAUGGAUUUUCCAACCUGGCCAUGGCGUUCUAUGUCUCCUUUUUGGUGUGCGAGCCUCUGCAGACAUACUUUAUCCAGCGGUUGCCGGUUGGAAAAUGGCUCGGAGCCAAUGUGGUACUCUGGGGCAUCACCGUUGCAUGCAACUGUGCUGUGUCGAACUAUGCAUCGGUCAUUGCGCUGAGAGUCUUGCUCGGGGCGAUGGAGGCCUGUGUUGCGCCGGCUUUGGUAGUGGUCACUGGGAUGUGGUAUCGUAGGAGCGAGCAAGUCUCACGAAUGGGGAUCUGGUACCAGGGAACGUCGCUCGGACCGGCCAUCUCGUCUCUCAUCAGUUACGGCUUUCUUCAUUACGCCAACUCGAACCCAAAUGCCAACUUCAAAAGCUGGCAGAUCCUCUUUUUGCUGUAUGGUCUCAUCACGAUCGUCGUCGGCAUUUGCGUUCUCUGCUUCCUGCCGGACAAUCCGAUGAAAUCUCGGCUUUCAGAUGCGGAGAAGAUCUUCAUCAUCAAUCGCGUUCGCGGGAACGAGACCGGUAUCGAGAACAAGCACCUGAAGUGGGCGCAGGUGAAGGAGGUUUUUGUCGACAUCAGAACUUGGCUGAUCGCAUUGAUUGUCAUCGCGACAAAUGUGCCCAACGGAGCGGUUUCGUCCUUUCAGUCUAUCAUCAUCUCGAGUUUUGGCUUCGACGAGUAUGAGACGCUGUUGCUGAAUUUGCCCAGCGCAGCAGUGUCAUUCAUCGCCGUUGCGGCUGGGUCGUUCCUGGCUGGCAAGUAUAAUGCACGCUGUAUCGUCAUCAUCUGUUUGAUCAUCCCGACCAUGAUGGGCGGAGCUCUCAUGGCUUGGCUUCCUGCAGACAACAACGCCGGCCUACUAGCCGGGAACUACAUGACCAGCACUGUUGGUGCCUCGUUGCCACUGCUCUACUCGUGGAUCACGGCAAAUUACGCCGGACACAGCAAGAAGACAACCAUGUCAGCCAUCGUGCUCAUGAGCUUCUGCAUUGGCAACAUCAUCGGACCCAAGACGUUCCGAGACAGUGACGCUCCGGCCUAUAUUCCGGCUAAGAUCUGCAUCGUCGCAUUCCUUGCGUGUGCGAUUCUACUCGCGCUGACUCUGGAUGGGCUGUACUUGUGGGAGAACAAGCGGAGAGACAAGAUGGGAGUCGUCGACAUGCCAGAGGACUUUGAGUUGCUAGACCUGACUGACAAAGAGAACAAGCGAUUCCGGUAUCUGUUGUAG